GAGCAACACAGGAUGGCGCAUCAUCAAGGGCAGGAGGUCGGUGUGCAAGAUUUUGUACUGCUCGACUCGGUAACGCAGGAAAAAUUCAUGGAUAACCUCAAGCGAAGGUUUCAGGCCGGCAAAAUCUACACAUACAUCGGUGAAGUUUGCAUUUCGGUGAACCCGUACCGCGAGAUGAACAUCUACGGUCCGGAGUACGUGAACCGGUACAAGGGGCGGGAGCUGUUUGAAAAUGCGCCCCACAUCUUUGCCAUUGCCGAUGCCGCCUAUCGGGUGUUGAAGCAACGCAACAACGAUACCUGCAUCAUGAUUUCGGGAGAAUCGGGUGCUGGCAAAACCGAGGCCUCGAAAAUAAUUAUGAAGUACAUAGCGGCCGUCACGAACCAGGGGAAACAGGGUGAAAUUGAAAGAGUAAAGAACGUACUUAUCAAAAGCAAUGCAAUUUUGGAAUGCUUUGGAAAUGCGAAAACGAAUCGCAACGACAACAGCAGCCGCUUCGGCAAAUACAUGGAUAUCGAGUUCGACUACAAAGGGGAUCCGGUCGGUGGCAUUAUUACCAACUAUUUGCUGGAAAAGUCUCGUGUUAUUCAGCAGCAAACCGGGGAACGGAACUUUCAUUGCUUCUAUCAGCUUUUGCGAGGUGCUUCAAAUAAUGAGCUACAACAAUUUAAUCUAGGCAGGGAUCCAGCAGCAUAUCACUACACCAAUCAAGGAAGUACGGAAAUUCUUUCGGAAAAAUCAGACUACCGUGCGACGACCGGUGGCCUGCAAGCUCUAGGGUUUAGUGCGGAAGAAAUUUCCAUGGUGUGGCGCACGGUUGCAGCAAUUUUGCAUUUGGGAAAUAUUGAAUUUCAAAUGCAGGAUGAGAAAAUAACAAUUACCAACGGCAAAACGCUGGCAAACGUUGCUCAACUGCUGCAGGUGACUGGGGAAGAAAUGCGUACCGCCCUGACGGAGCGGGUGAUUGCAGCGCGUGGAGAAAUUAUGACUAAAAGCCACGACACAAAGCAAGCAGAAUAUGGUCGGGAUGCGUUAGCAAAAGCUAUAUACGAUCGUAUGUUUACCUGGAUCAUACAACGGAUCAACAAAGCCAUCGUUGUCCCGGGAAGCACUACACAGAAGCGCUACAACAAGGUGAUUGGCGUGCUGGACAUUUACGGCUUCGAAAUUUUCGACCGCAACAGUUUCGAACAGUUUUGCAUUAACUAUUGCAAUGAGAAGCUGCAGCAGUUGUUCAUUGAGCUGGUACUUAAACAGGAGCAAGAAGAGUAUAACCGCGAAGGUAUUGAAUGGACCAAUAUUGAGUAUUUUAACAAUCAGAUUAUUUGUGCCUUGGUAGAGCAACCCGACAAGGGUGUCAUUGCGAUCAUGAAUGAAGCGUGCUUGAAUGUGGGUAAAAUAACGGACGAAAUGUUGCUGGGUGAUAUGGACAAGAAAUUGUCCCACCAUCCACAUUACAGCAGCCGUCAGUUGAAACCGAUGGACAAGGAAUUGCGUCAUAAGGAAGACUUCCGUAUAACACACUACGCCGGCGACGUGAUCUAUUCUAUUAGUGGAUUCAUCGAAAAGAACCGCGAUACAUUGUUCCAAGAUUUCAAGCGCCUGUUAUACGGUUCGCACGACCAGCUUAUCAGCUCGAUGUGGCCCGAAGGGGCACAGGACAUUUCGAAAACGACGAAACGUCCGUUAACUGCAGGCACACUGUUCCAGAAGUCGAUGGCCGAGUUGGUGGCGACACUGUUACGCAAGGAACCAUUGUACGUGCGGUGUGUUAAACCGAACGACAUCAAGAGCCCGACCGUGUUCGAUGAUGUGCGCGUCGAGCAUCAGGUCCGCUAUUUGGGACUGUUGGAAAAUGUACGAGUACGCCGUGCCGGCUUUGUCCAUCGCCAACGGUACGACAAGUUUUUGCUACGCUACAAGAUGAUUUCACAGUACACGUGGCCAAACUUCCGGGGCGGUAAUGAUCGGGACGGUGUGAAGGUGCUGAUGAACGAGAAAAACUUUAGCCACGAUGUACGGUUCGGCCGAACGAAGAUCUUUAUCCGUUCGCCGCAAACGCUGUUUGCGCUCGAGCAGCAACGGAAUGACAUGAUACCGCACAUCGUGACGCUGCUGCAGAAGCAGGUACGCGGCUGGAUCGCACGCCAGAAGUACAAGAAGAUGAAGGCCGCCAUCGUCAUUAUACGCCAUUAUCGAAAGUAUAAGCUAAAGAGCUACGUCCAGGAUUUGGCGGUCCGGUUUCGUAAUGCGCGCACGCUGCGCGAUUACGGCAAGGGCAUACAGUGGCCCCAGCCUCCGCUUGUCGGUCGGCAAGCGGAACGGCACCUGCGGAUGCUGUACUCCCGCUGGCGUGCCGCAAUGAUCCUGCGCAAGUAUCCACGCGAAGAGUGGCCGCAGCUAAGGCUACAGAUAAUCGCUGCCAGUGCGUUCCGUAAGCGCAGGAAGUUCUGGGGUCACGAUCGUCGAUGGCUCGGCAACUAUUUGUCGAUUGUGGCCGAAAAUAGCAACUAUUCGUCGUAUAACGCGAGUGUACGGAACAUCAAGAAUGCGGAUCACUUUGAGACGAUCGUAUUUUCGGCGUUUGUGAAAAAGUUUAACAAAUGCAACAAAUCGGCUGACCGGGCGAUCAUUGUGACGGACAGCGCGAUCUACAAGCUGGACGGUGCCAAGAACAAAUUCCGCAACAUGAAACGAACGGUUCCGAUUCGGGAGAUUACAUCGAUAAGUGUCAGUCCUGGGCGUGAUCAACUUGCAGUAUUCCAUUCACAUCAUAAUAAUGACCUGAUUGUGUCGUUGCAAGGAGAGCAUCAGCCCUUGAAAGAGGAUCGUAUCGGAGAGUUGGUAGCACAUGUCGUUAGGCGAUACUACGCUAUCUCCCAACAAGAGCUACCAGUGAAUGUGGCAUCCACGUUUCCUUUACGUCUGGGAAAUAAAUCCCGCUCGUUAAGCAUUGAGGCUGCCGUUGGACAAGAUUUGCCGGAGUUUUCACACACCGGUACAUUCAUCGUCUUCAAGGUUCCACCGGCAUACGCAAGUCCGCUAGAGUCGACGGAAACAAUGGCAUCGAACAACACGUUACCACAACGAUACUAG
Molecule: messenger RNA, 3096 nt
Organism: Anopheles maculipalpis
Lineage: Eukaryota; Metazoa; Arthropoda; Insecta; Diptera; Culicidae
Gene: Myo31DF
Product: unconventional myosin ID
Exons: 8
Coding region: 13-3096 (1027 amino acids)
Biological process (GO): actin filament organization; vesicle transport along actin filament
Cellular component (GO): vesicle; myosin complex; plasma membrane
Molecular function (GO): actin filament binding; microfilament motor activity; ATP binding
Source: RefSeq, a predicted model, not a curated record